Messenger RNA from Trichoplusia ni (cabbage looper), 809 nucleotides. RefSeq lists its product as uncharacterized. Lineage: Eukaryota; Metazoa; Arthropoda; Insecta; Lepidoptera; Noctuidae. The transcript has a single exon. The record is from RefSeq and is a predicted model, not a curated record. The coding region runs from base 164 to 772 and encodes 202 amino acids.
CAACGAGGAAGAAAACAAUCGCUUGUCAUAAUCUUGACAGUAUAUUGUCAAUAAAAAGUGAAGCGUGCAAAAUAUGAAAAGGGAAAAGUGAAAAUCAUCUUUCAACGCAAAAAUGCCAUAGUUUUAUCCACUAACCAGUACCAAUAUUAUCAAGAUCAACAAAAUGGACGCCAGCUGCAUGAUUCUGACCGGAUUGCUACUCAUUCAAAUGGCCAUGGUGCUCAUCAUGCUGAACCCGAUAUACGAUGUCCGCAAGCUUACCCAGUUCAUAAGCAAUCUAACAAAAAAUUACAGACGAACUUACUUAUUUUUCGUUGCAUUCUAUUUCACAUCAGUUUUGUACCUUGGCAUGUAUUUACCAUUACAAAGCAUCCACAAAUUGAUUUUCAACGUUGGCCUCCAUGAGUAUGACAAACUGAUUCUGCUGCACAACGUCGAGAAGAACUACAUAACUGCCGGAUUUUCUCUUUUUCUAGUCGUGGUCAUAUAUGGCGUGAGAGCUUUACUUUCAUACACAGCCAGUCUGACUUUGCUCGCAGAGAAACGAAGCCAACCCUUGAUCGUCAGAUCAAAGUCCAAGGAAAAGUGCGUGCCUAACGAAAGCAUCCUACCUAAUUUGCUUCGGGUUAAGAGAUCUAUAUCCUACGAAACAGUUUUAUUUACAAACGAACUCCGGGAACAACUUAAAGUUAUUAUCAAGAGCGUUGAAUACCCUCACGAGAGAUGCGCGCUUUCUAGCAUUUUGGAGGCAAGCAACAUCACCAUGUCGUGAUUGUAUACUUUUCCCAAUAAAUUCUUCGUUCAUUUUC